AAAUCACCAAGAUUCAUCAUAUCAGCGUGUGAUCAAGACACAACAAACGGAAAGAGAAAACAAAAUAUCAAAAUCGCUCACUUUUGGAUAUAGUCCUAUGUGAGGAGGAGGUUUUUAUUUAUUUUUUUUUGUCAUUCUAAAUGACAUACCAAAACCUCAUGAAGACUAUUUAUUGAAAUUAAAUUCGAAAAUAGUAAAUGUGGUGUAUGUGUGUACGAUCUCUCGAUCCGGGCCAUAUAGAUUCCGACACACGAUUUUAAUUCAAAAGUAUAUACAACAAUUCAUUGUUGAAGAUUUUGAACGUAGAAAGAGACAGAGAGAGAGCGAGAGAAAGAGUGGGGAGAGAGAGAGGGAGAAUUGAUCGUGUUAUGCUUAAAUGCUAUAAAAACGUAUACAAUCAGAAGCAAAGCACACGGAAAAGAACAAACAAAUGAAGAAAGAAAAAGAAGUAGAAUAAUAAUAACAACAACAGCAACUCGAACAGCGCGAGAACAACAAGAGUAACAUUCGCAACAGCAAACAACGACGACGGCGACGGCGGCAGCACCAGCAGCAGCAUCAUCACAAUAAAAUCGUAAGCAGGCACCAGUAACAACAGAAAAAAUACACGAACAAAACAGCAACCGCUUCAGCAACAAAUCAGUAUGAAACUGAUAACCAAAUGGUUAUGGUUGAAGACGUGAAGCGCUGUCCGAUCUUCGCACAUCCCGUAAUUUCUUUAUUUUGCAUCAAUAAUACGUACACUUUCGCCUAGCUUUCAGAUACUUUGCACCAUAAAUGCGAUCGAAUUGAAAAUUGGAAGCGAAUUUUCGAAAUAAAAUAUCGACCGACACAAACAAUUGAUCGAUCUUAAGAUAUAAGCUAAAAGAAAAACCGUAUUAAAGCUUCAAGAAGAUUCGGUUUCUUGUGCCAAACGAAUCAAAAAUAAAAACAAAACACGGUGUGGUGAACAUUCAGUGGCAGUGCAUAAAAUGGAUUUUUAUUCAUUGAAUUAUUCUUAAGCUUCUAUUGAUUUGUGAUACCCAAGUGCCGAUUUUAUAGAUUGAUGUCAAACGAUAUGAACGGACGACGAUUGAAUUGAACUGAAUCGAAUUCGAGUUUUUUUUCCCAGUGUGUAUGCGUGUGUUACGUGUAAGAAAUUCGGUUCAUUAUUCAUUUUCGAAUAAUUUUCUGUCUGUGAAAUUGAUUGAAAACCGCAACGAAACCAAUAGUUAAGAAGAAGGGCAACCACGUCCGAAUGUUCCAAUUAUUUUCUACUUCGUUUUUUUUCGCUUGAAAAAGGUUGUGAAGCAAAUAUCGUGCAAUUAAAAAUAAACCAUUUGCAUGGCGAGAACGCAUUGACUGAAUGAUGAUAGAUUAACUGAAUGACUAAAAUGCAUGCUGUUGAAAAUCCCAUGGCAACCAUCGAUUAACUGAGAAAAAGAGAUAAACGAAUUGAUCGCUUAAAGUCACAAAAACUAAAUCCAAAAACCAUCGAAUAACGGAUAACGAAACAACAACACCCUUCUAUAAUCCUUCUACCCCAUAUUUCUUCUUCUGCAUUUCAUUUUCUUCUGUCCGCAUUUCUUGGGGCUGUUUUCUCUAUUACGUUGCUGCUGUUGUUGUUGUUCUUUCGGUGAGAAAAAGAAAGCUCGUCAAAAUGUCGUUAAAAAACUACAUAUUCUCUAGCAUAAACACUAAGGGUGCCCAAGAUAGUGAUAAAUUUGCUACGAUCCGAUUGAAAUCGUUGAGGGUGAAAAAAAUGGCAGUCAAAGGUGAUGAGGAUGGUGCCACACCAAGUCGCACCACCGAACAAUCGGUUGUCGAACAGCCAACCGCAGUCAAAACAACCGCCGCCUCAAAUGCCAAUGGAACACAAACGGCCAACAAAAAUGAAGAGUUCAAAUGCUCUUGGUUCUUUUCCGGCAAAGGUCUAUUGAAAAUUCUAUCAUACAUUACGGUCGAACCACUGAUGCUGUGCUGGCUUCUGCCCUCUUGUUUCCUCUUCAUAGCUGUCGAAAAUUUAGCUUUAGAAAAGUCGUGCCGUGUUAAUUUCAACUAUAGUGAUGUUGUCUGCGAUAAUAUGAUAGAUAAAACGAUCAAUAAUAUCAACUGUGUUACUGUUCGUGAAAAGUUGAAAGAAUCAUCACACCAAGCCAUUCAUCUGUAUAGUGAUCGAUCGCAAGUAUUAGAUGACUACACUUGGAAAAAUGGUACACCGAUUUUGCCACCGAAUUCCAAUGCAACCAUAAAAUUCGACAUCACCGAAUUAGAGCAGCUGGUUUGUCAAGCUGAAGUUGACAGCCAAAAAUUGGAUACAAAGCUGAAUUUGAUCACAGCACCGUUUGACUCGGUAUUUGGCAUCAUUAUGAUUCUUUUUGCUGGAGGCUGGUCAGACAAACGGGGAAAACGAAAACCUUGCAUGUUGAUACCGUUAUUGGGCGAAUUGGCGGCAUUAAUUGUUUACUUGAUUGCUGCGGUGUUUUUCAAGCAAUUGCCGUUGGAGUUCAGUGCAAUUCUAGGAAAAUUGUUGCCGGCAAUAACAGGUGGUGCGAAUCUUAUGUUGAUGGGUGUGUACAGUUACCUUAGUGAAACAACCGCUGAAGAAGAUCGUACACUGCGUUUCGGAAUAUUUGCACAAGUCGUUCCACUGAUUCCGAUUGCAUCCAUUCCAUGGUCUGGCAUUCUGUUCCAAAAAUUGGGCUAUAUUUUAUUGCUGUUGAUUUGCAUUCCAAUCAAUCUAUUGGGCGUGUUCUACAUCCUAUUCGUGAUGAAAGAAGUGAAACGCGAAAAAAAGGAAGAGAUCGAAUUGACACCGGGUGUUGAUAACCUGGCAUUCGAUAAUGCUGAGCGUAAUAUACAUGUGCGUGAAACACAAAAUGCAAAUGGACACCGUGAAAUAACGUUGUCAGUGUCGGAACCGAAGAAAAAAACAAAUUGUUUGCUCGACUUCUUCAAUCCCGUGGUGGCUGUUGAGUGUAUCAAGGUGUUGAUGCGAAAACGCGUCAAUCGUGGUCGUGCCACUGUGAUUCUAUUGUUCGUUAUGUAUUUCAUUGCCAUUGGACCAGCAUUUGGUGAGGAGCCCAAUGAAUAUAAUUUCACUCGUAUCGCCUUGAACUGGGACGGAAUUACCUAUUCGACGUAUGCAACUUAUGGAAAUGCCACAUCUCUGGUUGGAACCAUUAUUAUGGUUGUUUUGUUGAGCAAAUUGCUCAAAUUCUCCGAUCCAUUAUUGGGCGUUAUUGGCACUUCACUGUCGUGCGUUUCUCGCAUUUGCUAUACAUUCGCCGAAACACUUGUAAUGAUGUACUUCGCUCGAACACUCGAUGCGUUUAUCAGUAUCCGAGCAUUGGUUAUCAAGAGUAUCUUGUCCAAAUUUGUUGAUGCCGAUGAGCUGGGCCGCUCAUUUUCAAUUAUUGCAAUUAUCGAAGCCAUCGGUAAAUUUGUGUUCGUGUCAUUGUACAGUGUUGUUUACGAAAGCACAUUAGAAAAUUGGCCAGCAGCAUUUUAUUUCGUCAGUUUUAUAUUCCUCGUUAUCACCGCUAUAUUAUUUGCAGUAUUGUACUUCAUAAUGAAACGUAAAGACAAGUUUGACAAUGCACAAAAGGCACGAACAGAAGCAGCUUCGAAACAAGCAGAUCUCGGCGAAACAACACACAUGUAAUAAUAUUCAGCAGUGCCAGUUCAGAUUUUAUGCUAUUUCUACUGUUACGCCUUCUUUCUCACCCUUCCUUCCUACCUUUUUUUUUCUCUCCUUCGUCAAAGAAUUUUAUAACUUCUUCUUUUUCUUCGUUUUUGUUUUUGUGUCUCUCUUCGUGUUAUUUGUAAAUGUUAAAUUAAUUUAGUGAUUUAAAACAAAUUUUAUUUUGUGUUUACAAUCAAAUUUAUCAAAUAAAAACAAACAAGAAAA
Molecule: messenger RNA, 3889 nt
Organism: Sitodiplosis mosellana (orange wheat blossom midge)
Lineage: Eukaryota; Metazoa; Arthropoda; Insecta; Diptera; Cecidomyiidae
Exons: 8
Coding region: 1640-3643 (667 amino acids)
Biological process (GO): transmembrane transport
Cellular component (GO): membrane
Molecular function (GO): transmembrane transporter activity
Source: RefSeq, a predicted model, not a curated record